Stereum hirsutum FP-91666 SS1 is the source of this 1860-nucleotide messenger RNA. RefSeq names its product aldehyde dehydrogenase. NCBI's taxonomy places the organism in Eukaryota, Fungi, Basidiomycota, Agaricomycetes, Russulales, Stereaceae. The coding region runs from base 96 to 1604 and encodes 502 amino acids. Gene Ontology annotation, molecular function: aldehyde dehydrogenase (NAD+) activity. The transcript has 8 exons. The record is from RefSeq and is a predicted model, not a curated record. Gene Ontology annotation, biological process: aldehyde metabolic process. Gene Ontology annotation, cellular component: cytoplasm.
CCCACUUUCGUACUUGUCGCUGGGCUGCGAAGCUUGCUGUUGGUUUCGCUCCUGAUUUCUCUUGUUCUUUGACCUCGUCUAUUUUUAAAAUCGCAAUGGCUGAAUUCGAGCUGAAGUACACUCCUCAGGCUGAAGUCCAAUCUAUCUACGACACCCUCCAACGUUCCUUCCGCAAAGGCGUCGCCCGCCCUCUCGGCUACCGCAAACAUCAGCUCUACCGACUCGCCCGUCUCCUCAAAGAAAACAAAGAAGCCAUCCUCGCCGCAGAGCACGCCGACCUCGGUAAACCAGCUCAAGAAUGCCUGGUUGGCGAGAUCGGCGCGAUGAUGGACAGGAGCAUUAAGAGUGCGGAGUCGCUGGAGGAGUGGUCGAAACCGCAGAAUGUGGAGGUGCCGGAGUGGCAGAAGACGUGGAGUCCGAAGGUGUUUAGCAUUCCGAAGGGCGUGGUGUUGAUUAUUUCACCCUGGAACUACCCAACGACCCUCUCCCUCCAACCUCUCAUCGGCGCCAUCGCAGCAGGCUGCCCCGCCGUGCUCAAGCCCUCCGAAAUCUCAUCACACCACUCCGCGUUGCUCGCUGAGCUUAUCCCGAAGUAUCUCGAUCCGGAGGCAUACGCGGUCGUUAAUGGGGGUAUAGAGGAGACGACGAGGGUGUUGGAGUUUAAGUGGGAUCAUAUUUUCUACACGGGCAAUGGACGCGUAGCGCGUAUUAUCGCGGCAGCGGCAGCAAAACACCUCACGCCGUGCAACCUCGAACUCGGCGGAAAAUCGCCCGUCGUCAUCGAUCCCGAUUCAUGCGACCUGAAGAUAGCGGCAAAGAGGAUUUUAUGCGGAAAGACCACCAAUGCAGGACAGAUCUGUGUCUGCCCAGACUACGUCCUCAUCCCCCGUCACGCCCAAGACGCCUUCAUCUCCGCCCUCCGCGAAGCCCACGACUCAUUCUACCCGCCCUCUUCCGGCUCUCCACUCGACUCGCCCUCCUUCGGCUCUAUUAUCAAUAAAGUGCAGUAUGAGAGGUUGAAGGAUAUGAAGAGGAGGACAAAGGCGGAGUUGGUGCUUGGGGGUGGGGAGGACGAGGCGAGGAGGAGGUUUGAGCCGAGUGUGUGGAGGGAUGUGAGGGAGGGGGAUAGUUUGCUUGAGAUGGAGAUAUUUGGCCCGUUUUUGCCUAUCGUUCCCGUGGAGGAUAUUAACGAGGCGAUCGAGUAUAUCAAUGACCAUCCAUCACCACUGGUGUUAUAUUCAUUUACGACAGAUCCAAAAGUCAAACAAGCACUUCUCGAGAGGACACGAAGCGGCAAUCUAGUCUUCAACGACGUAGUCCAGCAACUAUCAGUGAACGAACUCCCCUUCUCCGGAAUCGGAGAGUCAGGAUAUGGCUACCAAAUCAUGAAAUACACCUACGAAGCCUUCUCCCACCUCCGCGCCUCCAUCGAUAUCCCGUACGCUUACGAACCGUUCCUGGCUGCGCGGUACGCGCCGUAUACGAAGGAGAAGACGAGCAUUAUUGCGGUGGCGAGUGAGAUGGAGGUGCCGGAGAGUGAGUGGCCGGUGAGGGGUGGCGAGGAGAGGAAGGCGAAUGGGAGUGCGAAUGGGAAUUCGCAUUGAGCAGGCCGCAGAAGACGCUGGGAGUGGGUCUAUCUGACGGUUUGUAAGGGUGAGACGUAUGGGGGUCAUUGAGGAGCCAGCUCGACCUCUAUUCAUUUCAUCGUUCGUGGCGGUCGGUUCUCUGGAGAUUGGCAGGCAGAGUUGAAGUAUAUGCACGAUUUGCUUAUGCGCUUCUGUAUCAUGACAUUCUCUGUCGAUUCCAUGUAUAAACAGCCUAUCAUCUUCUACUUAAUUGACGUCCUCAGAUACACCUCAC